This is a messenger RNA of Peronospora matthiolae, 1296 nucleotides long. Lineage: Eukaryota; Oomycota; Peronosporomycetes; Peronosporales; Peronosporaceae. The record is from the annotation of a GenBank genome assembly.
AUGGCGCGGUGGUUGUCAUUCUUUGCGGAAUACAACUUUACGGUAGAGUACAAACCAGGACGCCUUAAUGUCGUAGCUGAUGCCCUUUCACGUCGACCCGACUUUGAAACAGUCGUGAAACCCAACAGUGAGACAGCUGCUGUUGCGGUUAUGACGUCCUCAGUCCCAUCUACAACGUUGUAUGAUGAUGUGAGGCGGGCAUACGCCCAAGAUGCCGUUUCUGGUGACACACCACGUGUUGUCAUUCCAGAUGAUACUGAUCUGCGUUUGCGGAUCAUGUUCGAGUAUCACGAUGCUCCUAUAGGAGGACAUCGUGGCCGAGAGAAAACAUAUCUCACGGUAAGUCGAGACUUUUACUGGCCCCGCCAGUACCAGUUUGUGCGAAAGUAUGUUCGCGCAUGCGAAGUCUGUCAACGAGUGAAGUCAAGUCCUUCACUGCGUGCACCUUUACAGCCUCUACCGGUUCCGGCUGAGUGCUGGGAAUCCAUCUCAAUGGAUUUCGUCUUCGGGUUACCCAAAGACGCACGCGGGAAUACGGGUAUUCUCGUAUUUGUUGACAGAUUCAGCAAAAUGGUACACCUUGUAGCUGUACCAGAGACAAUCACGGCAAGUGGCUGUGCUUGUGUCUUUAUUGACACCAUCUUCCGACUUCAUGGGUUGCCCCGUGAACUCGUAUCAGACAGAGAUCCACGAUUCACUGCUGAUUUCUGGUGUUCCGUGUUCAAAUCACUCGGAACGCGCUUGAAGAUGUCAACAUAUGAUCAUCCAGAGUCAGAUGGUCAGACGGAACGUGCCAAUCGUGUCCUUGAAGAGAUACUUCGAGGAUACGUACACUCCUUUAAGAGUUGGAGUGAGUUUUUGCCAAUGGUAGAGUUUGCCAUCAACAACUCGGUGCAUGCGUCCACGACACAUACACCGUUUUACGUGAAUGGCUUGCGCCAUCCGCGUGUACCCACCUUACUAGAGUGUAACUCUGGUUUAAGGGGGGGAGGGACUCGCGCGAGCAAAAACCGAUUUGGUUCACGCUCAUCGCGCUCUGACGAAGAAGUCAUUGCGUUUGAUGCCGAUAUCGAUAACAUCAAUAUCGAAGAAGAUGAUGCCAGUGAGAGUGCGGAAGCCCUCACUGAAGAAGAUGAUCCCAGUGAGAGUGCGGAAGCCCUCACUGAAGAAAAGGUUGAUGUUGCUGCAGUGCGCUCACAGCACACUGAAGCUAACGAGUCAUCAGAUGAGUUCAUACUGGCUCGUGAAACGGUAGUCCGUUUUGUGCAAGACUCCAUCGCCGAAGCGGUGACUUAG